Messenger RNA from Agrilus planipennis (emerald ash borer), 3766 nucleotides. Its product is annotated as polycomb protein Sfmbt. Gene Ontology annotation, biological process: heterochromatin formation; regulation of DNA-templated transcription. The record is from RefSeq and is a predicted model, not a curated record. Lineage: Eukaryota; Metazoa; Arthropoda; Insecta; Coleoptera; Buprestidae. Gene Ontology annotation, molecular function: zinc ion binding; sequence-specific DNA binding. Bases 250 to 2943 code for a protein of 897 amino acids. The transcript is spliced from 9 exons. Gene Ontology annotation, cellular component: nucleus.
UCCAUAAAUGCCAAACAAAACUGUCCAAAGUUUCGGUUGCACGGUUGUGCUUUGGUGGCUUUGCUUGUAAUUUUUAAUAAGUAAGCAAAAUAAAAUUUGAUAUUUCCCAUUUUCUCCGAGCAUUAAGUGCUUGGUCUUAAGUGAAAGUGAAAACUAAAUAUUUUGAAACACAGCUGAUGGAAUAUUUUAAGGAUAUAACCCCCACGAAAAUAAAAAUUUCAUGAGGUUUACUUCCAUAUAACAAAAAGGAUGAAUGUGUAUACAAUGCCUGGAAUUACAGAAAUGGGAAUGGUGUGGAUGGGUGCUGGUCAAUCAGCUUCAGACAUGUCCAUGGGAUUAAUGGCAACUGAAAAUAGUGAAUUAAUGUUAGAACAAGAAAAUCCAUACUUCACACCAUCUCACAAUAGUGCAUCUAAUCAUUCCUUAGAUGAUAUUCACGGUGUUCAAGAUUCGUCCAUGGCAAUGGAUAAUGUUGACAUUCUUCCCUAUGGAGAAAUGAAACGUGAAAACAGCGAUGGAAGUUACAUGGACGAUGAUAAUUCCCAUACUGUUUACAUGGUGACAACUGCUACUCAAACUAUACUGCCUUGUUCGACCAGGAAAAUCAAACCAGUGAAACAUCCUGGUCUUGUUCUUAAAACACCAAUAGCAUAUCAAAGCAAUACUGAUCCUUCAGUGAUACCUAUUCAAAAGGAUGGAAUUGCCGUUUGUGAAAAAUGUGGUGCCAUCGGCGUGAAACACGCUUUCUAUACAAGGGAACGUCGUUUCUGUAGCAUGGCAUGCGCCCGUGGCUACAGCGGUCUCAUUCCCGAACCUCUACCUCAAACGAACCAAACCACCCCUGACACCAAACACUACGCCGAACAUCGCUUUAAAAUGGAACUCGAAGAGGACUUGACUGGUUUUGUGGCAGACCAGCAACUACCACAACUACCUCCCCCUCCUGCAGCACCUCCUAUUGAUGAUAACGUUUUACUUAGUCGCCGCAAACCUUCCGAACUGGUCAACUCGUACGAUUGGGAGCCCCAUUUAGAUGACGUCAAUUUUUUCGCUGCUCCAGUUACAUGUUUCAAACACGCUCCUAUUUCUGACAUUUGGAGUAAUAUUUUGGUUGGAAUGAAAGUCGAAGUGGAGAACACAGACUGCGACAACGUAUCUGAAGCAUUCCCUGAUUCGUUUUGGGUUGCUACAGUUAUGAAAAUCAUAGGUUAUAAAGCCCUGUUACGAUACGAGGGCUUCGGUAUGAACGAAUCUAAAGAUUUUUGGGUAUCAUUGUGUUCUAACCAAGUGCACCCAGUCGGGUGGUGCGCUACGCGUGGGAAACCCCUCAUACCACCCAAAACAAUCGAGAACAAGUACAGUGACUGGAAAGAGUUCCUCUGCAAAAGACUAACAGGUGCUCGCACGUUGCCUUCAAACUUUAGCAAUAAAAUCAAUGACAGCAUGAAAUCACGUUUUCACCGCGGCCUGAAUCUCGAAGUGGUCGACAAAAAUCGCAUAUCGCAGGUUAAAGUUGCCAUGGUUCACAAGAUAAUCGGAAAACGUCUAAAUGUGAAAUAUUACGAUUUACCACCAGAAGAUGCUGGUUUUUGGUGUCACGAAGACUCGCCCUUAUUGCAUCCUGUAGGUUGGGCUAAAAAAGUGGGUCAUCAUCUUGUCGCGCCCGUCGACUAUUUAGAAAGGGUUAACGAGGGCAUCUUUGACGAAGACGAUGCCACCGAAGACCUGUUUAAUCCUGUGCAAAUUGGGUCUAGAGACAGCUCAUUAACUGCCGGAUUUUGUAUUGGAAUGAAGCUGGAAGCAAUCGAUCCUUUAAAUUUGUCUUCUAUUUGCGUGGCCACGGUCAUGGAUGUAUUACGGUGCGGCUACAUUAUGAUCAGAAUUGACACCUACGAAUCUGAUGCGACCGGUGCCGAUUGGUUCUGUUACCAUGUGUCUUCGCCGUGUAUAUUUCCUAUAGGUUUCUGUCAACGUCACAGCAUUCCCUUGACGCCGCCAAAAGGCUACGACUCUGCAACGUUCAACUGGAAACGUUAUCUGUUGGACACGAGUAAUGUACCAGUGAAUCCAUGCAUGUUUGCUCCGCUCAAAACCAAUCACGGUUUCGUCGAAGGCAUGAAGAUGGAAGCUGCCGAUCUUAUGGAUCCUCGUCUCGUCUGUGUCGCUACCGUGGCCAAAGUAGCUGGUCGACUCCUGAAGGUUCACUUUGAUGGUUGGGAGGACGAGUAUGACCAAUGGCUCGACUGUGAAAGCUCGGACAUUUAUCCGGUUGGCUGGUGCCAUAGUGUCGGCCAUAAGCUCGAGGGACCCAAAGUGGUUCCAAAGCAACCAAAUGCUGUUAUUAGGUCACCAAAAGGCUUGAAAAAACGAGGCAGAAAAAAGAAAGGUAAAGACAGUCCUCCAAAAAAUCAACAGACAAAUAAACUGACCAAGUCUGAGCCUCCUCCUGCUGCUACAAUGAAAAACGAAGUCCUCGAAGAAGAAAUAGAUGAUGAUAACAUCCAAGAGCCGGAAACUGGACAGGAACCUUCCGGACCAGAUCAAAGCAUGCCUGUGCCUUCAGAACUGCAACCGCCACCAGAACGCAAGGCUACGUCUUACAUUAAUACCACUGGCAGUACCAGUCCAAAGGUAAUUCCUCGGUUAAUAGACAGUUCUGGGACCCCAAAUGAAACCAAUGGCCUUUGUCCCGAAGAAUGGAAUGUUUUCGAUGUAGCCCAAUUUUUACGGGUCAAUGAUUGCGCAAACUAUUGUGACAACUUUAGUAAACAGAAAAUUGACGGUAAAAUGCUCCUCAACUUGAACAAGGAAGACAUAAUCGAGUUUACAGGGGGUAAGGUGGGUCCGUCCCUGAAGAUCUACGAUCUCAUUCAGCAACUGAAAAUCAAAGUGAAUCCGGCGCAGCUGCGUCAUAUGAAAGCCAACGUGAAAAAGUUUUUAUAGUGCCUGAUAAGUACAUACAUAUAGAUAUAUAUAAUUAAUUGAUUAUAAAUAUUAAAUAAUGUGGAGAAAAAGGCGCAUCAUGCAUGCUUUGAGGAGUAGUCCGUGCGGACCUUCUUCUAGCUACGUACCUUUGAAGAGACAACAAAGGUAACGCGAUCGGAUUUUAUUUACCGCUAAUAUAAUAAUGAAUAAUACAUUUAGUUAAUUAUUUAUAUAUCUAUAUAAAUAUUGAGUUAUUUUGCUACACGAACUACCACAACAAACAUUACCGCCGUUGCUGGCAUAACGAUGAUAGCUCUCAGUUUAUUUUUGGCCCGAAACGAACGAACGGACAAACAGAAAAUCAAUAAUGUAAAAUUUUGGAUAGUAACUUAUGAUAAUUGAUAAGCAUGAUUAAUAAACGACAUAUUUAAAGGGGCCGUUUAUUAAUGCCGAUAUUUUUAGUGAACGUUUCCACUAUUUAUUUCUAAAUUAAAUGAGAAUUUGUAACGACAAAUUGUUUUCUUUUUGUUUGUUUGGAAGAGACUUUUGUAGAAUCGAAUUUAUUUAUGUGAACAACUGGCUGGUCGAAAUUUCAAUAUAUGUUGUAAUACUUUGAAAAAUCGGACACUUUAUUGCUUACUAUUUUAUACAAUGAAAACUGAAAUACAUUUAAUUAGGGAAAACGCUCUAAAGUGUAAUAUAUUUGUUUUAUUAAUUUAUUGAGACCAGUCAAUUACCGAUACAUUUUUUAAUUCCAAUUUACUUAGGCUCACAUUUGCGAAAUUUGAAUAAAACAAUAAUAAUACUUGAUGAUUUGGUAAAAUAUACGAAUUGACUUUUA